AUGACCUCAUUGCCUAGUCCUACGUUCCUGUCGCUCGAAAAGAAGCGUGCAAGGGAUCGCCGUGCGCAGAGAAACUUUCGCCACAGAAAAAAUGCCCAUAUUUCCAUGCUCGAGAGCGAGCUAAGCGCGUGCAGAGAACAGAUGAUGAGCUAUCAGGCUCGCAUUCGAGAUCUCGAAAGUACCUGUUCCCAACUUGGUGAGCAGAACGUACAGCUGCUUAAACAGCAUCCGCAAGAUGGGGUUGUCAGGUGCUCGUGGCAGACAGAUGUCCUGUAUCCGAAUACUCAUACCAAUUCUUCGCUUUCUAUGAAUGUGGAACUCGUUCAGCGCCCGCCGCAUGAUACGUCCCAGUCUUCGGAUACAAUUUCUCGCCGACUUCCAACCUCGCGAGCCACCAAGGCUCUUUCACCCAGCUCGUGUUAUCAGUCUGCAACGGACGAGACUGGACAUGCUUUACCCAGUGUCGCUCGCAGACCAUCUCAAGAUGCUAUUGCCCCUCCAUGGAGUCUUACUCCCCCGCAAGGUCGUUUCAUGUGGGACGUUUUGCCCACACACUCACCUUGGGGUGGAGAUUUGCGAAUGGCGCUGGAAUCCCCGGAUUUUCCAUCUCCGCUCGAGUUAUUGUACGGUUCCAGGACAAACAAACUCGCCAAUAUCAUUCAUGAUAAUACACGCCUGUGGAGGUGCCGUGAACCUGAACGUUUGGCCGGCGGCUGGCUUGCUUAUGCUUUUGCAAAGUGGAUGGCGGAACCUAGCAAGCCUCGGUUUGAGCGUCUGCCUGAAUUUCUUAGACCGGUGCCCGAGCAGCUUAGACACGCACAUCCCGUAUGUAUAGACGGCGUCGUCUUUCGUCAAUUACGCAUCAACUUGAUAUACAAGCCACACCUGUACGAUCUUGAUGAGGUGUUGGGUAUGUUAAGCUGCUGCCUCAAGGUGCGCUGGCCUUGGGGUAAAAACUUUUUAACACCCAGUGAUGGCGCCGAGCUACAUAUUUUGCCAGAAUUCUACAACACGUUUAUGUCUCUUGAUGGGUGGGGGUUAACUGAAGAAUUUAUACAUGAGUAUCCAGAGCUCUUAGACCAAAUGGACGUUCAAAAUGUACAUUAUGAGGUGGCGUGA
Molecule: messenger RNA, 1119 nt
Organism: Penicillium riverlandense
Lineage: Eukaryota; Fungi; Ascomycota; Eurotiomycetes; Eurotiales; Aspergillaceae
Product: bZIP transcription factor
Exons: 1
Coding region: 1-1119 (372 amino acids)
Biological process (GO): regulation of DNA-templated transcription
Molecular function (GO): DNA-binding transcription factor activity
Source: RefSeq, a predicted model, not a curated record